AUGGAUGAUCUGGGAUGUCCAAGAUGUAAAACGACAAAAUAUCGAAACCCAUCCCUUAAACUUCUCGUUAACAUUUGCGGCCAUUCACUAUGUGAAAGCUGUGUAGAUUUAUUGUUCAUCAAAGGUUCUGGGGCAUGCCCAGAAUGUGGGACUGCCCUGCGUAGAAACAAUUUCCGGCUCCAACUAUUUGAAGACUCCUACAUUGAGAAAGAAGUAGAGAUAAGAAAGAAAUUGUCCAGGGACUUUAACAAGAAAGAAGAGGACUUUGACACACUCAAUGACUACAAUGAUUACCUAGAGAUGAUAGAAACAAUUGUGUUCAACCUUUCAAGUAAUAAUGAUGUUGAAAAUACAAGAAGGAUGAUAGAACAGUACAGAAGAGACAACAGAGAUCAGAUUCUGAAGAACAAAACCAAAUUGGGUCGUGAUGAGGAAUACCUAGAGAUGCUGAUAGAGCAGGAAAAACAGUCAGUUGAAGUCAGGAAACAUUUGUAUGAAGAAGAGGCCAAAAUGGACAAAAAGAUCUUGAAGAAGAAAAACAAGGAAGCUCUUUUGGAUGAGCUGGAAUUUUCUGACCUACCUGCCUCACAUAUCAUGGCGACUCAUAAAGCUGAUAUUGAACAACAGGAAGAGAGUGUCUCUAGCAUUCCUCAGCAAGCUGCAACCAAAUUCUCAACAGGCAUUCGACUGGGAAUGUCGACUGCAGACUUCGAACCAGCACCUGAACAGAAAGUGGAGGUGUAUCGCUAUAGUCCCAUGGAGUUGGUGAUGUGUGGACCUGAGCUACCAUCUGAGGAUCGCAUUAUUCAAGACGGGUAUUUAAGAAACGUGAGAGAAACAUCAAGCCAGGAGAAAGGAGGCGGCUAUGAGAGUAGAAUGGCAUGUCAGCGAGCCUUAAUGGAUGCCAUGUGUGGUCUGUUUUUCUUUCCAUGUGAAUCUCAAACAUUCCAUAAGAAGCCACAACAGGGCAGUUCUUCUAACACUUGAGACAAGCAUGUUUACUAUGUGCAAUGUGUGUGAUUAAGUAUGCUUGUGCAAUGAUUGAUGUUCGUUAGAAAACAUGUUCUAUUCCUUUAUAAUUACUUUAAAUCCUUCAUGAAUCCCUUCAUUACAACAAUCUAAUCAAUUUUCAGUCUGAAUAAGCAUGAUACAGUAUUCUGAAAAUGUGAUCAAAGUAACAAGUGACUACUAUUUAAUGAAGCAUUUAUGGAUCUUUCAGCAGUUCAAACGAAUCUAACGACUCAGAAAUGCAAUGUAGUACUCUAAAUAUGUUUUGAUCAGGGUAUGUGUACCUGUAAGGAAAAGAAGAUCAGCCUAUGGAUGUGUACUGUAUAACUUGAGGCAGUGGUAUUAGAAAGGCUAAACAAUACAGCUUCACCAUUUCAGUUGAAUGUGAAGACUAAAAUGAUGAAUAACCCCCACCCUGUGUAUUUUAACCUUAUACCAGUUAUCUCCCUUAGACUACAGACAAAGGGCCUGUGUCUGUAAGCAAAUAAAACGUUUCAUCAGUACAUAAAAUAUAAACAUUUCAGGCAUAAAUCGGGAUGGCCAAAUAUGAAUUCAGACUUAAUUAGUUGAAGUUCAUCAGUAGGUCCAUACUUAUAUCAUUAAGAUACCGUGGUCAAAUAAUAAGCAAUUUAGCCCUUGUUAAUACUGUAAGUGGACAAGCACACUUUUCAUGUCAUAUAGUGGAAGAUUUACGAAGUAUCAAGUAAUAUAAUCAUGUAGGUUGGUGCUAUAACGAACAUAUUAAAGUCAAGGUAUGGUUGGAGGUAAGAUGAAGUGUGUAAGAGUGUUGAUAUGAAAAGUAGUAAUGUUAAGAUGCGAGGUUAUUAUGUUAUUUUACAUUAAAAUAAAAAUGUGAAAUUACA
Molecule: messenger RNA, 1871 nt
Organism: Ylistrum balloti
Lineage: Eukaryota; Metazoa; Mollusca; Bivalvia; Pectinida; Pectinidae
Product: CDK-activating kinase assembly factor MAT1-like
Exons: 8
Coding region: 1-987 (328 amino acids)
Biological process (GO): regulation of transcription by RNA polymerase II; positive regulation of cyclin-dependent protein serine/threonine kinase activity; nucleotide-excision repair
Cellular component (GO): transcription factor TFIIH holo complex
Molecular function (GO): cyclin-dependent protein serine/threonine kinase activator activity
Source: RefSeq, a predicted model, not a curated record